AUGUUCAUAUCCACGAUAUCGUGGCCAAGGCGCUCGACGACGCGGUACUAUACGUCGAAGCGACAAAGAGGAAUUUUCCCUGAUGCUAAGGAUCAGCAAAGAGAAAGAAAACAUCGGCGGCGUGGAAACAGAAGGCGAGACGCAGAGGGAAACCCAAACAGCAAUCACCAAGAUCGAUCUGGAAUCCUACUCGCACCUGCUCCAUUCGGCCCUUGUAAGACAUUUACCGAGCUUGAACCGGCGGUGCGUGAUGUUUGGCUCGCUGUGGAAGUUGCGCCGGAGAAAGUGGAGCUCAAGAAAUAUAUAUUGGCGGCCCUUGAUACUAAGACGCUGUCGGAUUGUAUUCUUGCGUGGAAUAGCUCGUCAUUUAAAUCUAGUUUGAUGAGCUCGAAGGUUUCGUCGGAGCGGAGGAAGAAGGUUCUCAACGUUCAUUUCACGAUGCCGCCUUCUAUUCGGACUGUGGAACUUAUGACCAAUGGUGAGACUGACCCGAAGAUAGUCACUUACCUGGAGGAUGUCCAAGGAGAGUGCGGCAUGCUGCCAGUAACUGCUCGCCGUGAAACAACCGGGUAA
Molecule: messenger RNA, 573 nt
Organism: Penicillium manginii
Lineage: Eukaryota; Fungi; Ascomycota; Eurotiomycetes; Eurotiales; Aspergillaceae
Product: 3-hydroxyacyl-CoA dehydrogenase-like protein LAM1
Exons: 1
Coding region: 1-573 (190 amino acids)
Biological process (GO): fatty acid metabolic process
Molecular function (GO): NAD+ binding
Source: RefSeq, a predicted model, not a curated record